This is a messenger RNA of Macrobrachium nipponense, 1798 nucleotides long. RefSeq lists its product as uncharacterized. The record is from RefSeq and is a predicted model, not a curated record. Lineage: Eukaryota; Metazoa; Arthropoda; Malacostraca; Decapoda; Palaemonidae. The transcript is spliced from 7 exons. The coding region runs from base 462 to 1496 and encodes 344 amino acids.
AUCCCGCGACCGUUAAAUUAAGUUCUGCGGUGGGGAGCAUCCGAGGGAGGUGAACCGGCUUAGGUAUAUAAGCGCUCCGACUGCCUAAUUCGGCAGUUACUUUGGCUUCUGAGGGCUUCCUGUAACGAGUGACACUAAUGUUUGUUCCUAAGCACACAGCAAAGCUGUAAAUUUUCCGUUCAUGGCUGUGAGAAACGCUGUAUUUUGACGGCAAAGAACAAGCGUCAAACAAAAUAGCCUUUGAUAGCUAUAUUUUUUCUCGAGUAAGAUUAUUUAAAUUUUUAGUUUAAACUAACGAAUUCUUUCUAAAAUUGCGCAUUUGUUGCUUGAUUAUCACCUUCGAGACAUCUAACAUAGAGAUUUAAGAAAACAUAAGCGACAAGUGCUAUUACAGCAAAAGUAAUUGGUCACUUGAGAUCUGUGCAGUUCACAGAAAAGUUGUACAACUCGAGUUACUGAAGAUGAAAAUCGGCAACCCUCUUGACGUUAUACUGGCUCUGCUGGUAACCUUCACCCUGCCGAGCUGCAAAGCAAUUUUCGAACAUAUUCAGGUUGGAAUCCACAUGGGGACGAAACGCACUAAACUUCCAUACUGCAUGGCGCCAGAAUUACAACUGACCUACAAUUUGUUCGUGGAUUACUUUGACACUAACGGGCCUUGCCUCAAACCUGACGGGACGCAGGUGCACACUUUCUGGAACAACCACCAGCCACAUGACUCGGACAAUUUCGCCACUUUUAGUGCCAUCUGCAUCAAACUGCCGAAAAUUUGUCAUCUACUGAGACGCCAACGAAGCGAGCGUAGUUUCACGGAUGUGGGGCAGCAAGUGGUCGACUCCAUGAAGAAUAACAUGCACUACCUUUAUAGUCUGUUGACUGGUAAGGAUUCAUCAAUGCCUCAUGAUCAGGUGUUGACGUCUCGUUUCGGAACAGUUGAGCCGGCCGAUAAAGCAAACUACAUCGAUUGCAAACAUAAAAGCUGCGUUCAACAUGGUAUAGGUCUCUGUGAGACUAUAGAAGACGUUGCUUUCCCAGUGGUUGGUAGGUCCGCCAUUACGAACGCAUCUGUAACCAUCUUACAAGAUUAUCCAGAAAGAGUUCAACCCAUUUUCUUCAGAAAAUGCAAGGUCUACAAAUCCCAAGUCGUGUACGGUCACUGCCUUCAAGAAUACCUUCCCGUCAGCGUCUACGUUUCUUCCUACGACACCGAAGUCCUAUCCCAAGAUUUUGUCAUGGUUGAGUCUGGUUGCCGCGUCAUAGCAGACAUUACUUUGCCCGAAUAUAAUCCCAAAGUCAAAGGUUUUCUCGGCUCUCCUGUGCCCACGUAUGUCGGGACCGGGUGGGAGAGACACGCCAAUGAGACGUGGCUUUCUUCUAACCAUUCGCAAGUGGGUCUAGAACCAGCGUUGUCUGCAGAAGAACUUCCCGCUCGAAAUCAAACUGGUCCCUUACCAGGGCUUGGUAUGAGAAGAAUAAGUGACAGGCGACUAUUUUAAGAAAAUUUAAAGCCAUUCAAGUUUUCAUAGAUAGAAAGAGAUAGAGACAAAAAUAUAAAAAUAAAAGUACGAUGAAAAAAUCAAAUAAACUGUUGAAAAUCUACGAAGGAAAACUUAUAUCUGGACGAAUUGACUAUUAUUUAUUUCUAAAGUUAGUGUAUUUUAAGGUACUACACGUUUUUUUAAGGGAAAUUAUUAGUUAAUUUCAUAACAAGAAUGAUUUCAGGCUUUAGUCCUGUUGUGACUUUUUUUUUUUUUACCUGUUCUGUUUUGUGAUAUAUCCAUUAAAUGCCUGAAAGGAC